Molecule: messenger RNA, 332 nt
Organism: Carlito syrichta (Philippine tarsier)
Lineage: Eukaryota; Metazoa; Chordata; Mammalia; Primates; Tarsiidae
Product: rho GTPase-activating protein 26-like
Exons: 4
Cellular component (GO): cytoplasm
Molecular function (GO): protein binding; GTPase activator activity
Source: RefSeq, a predicted model, not a curated record
AUUUGUCUUCAGCGAAGCGGAAGUUUGCAGAUUCCUUAAAUGAAUUUAAAUUUCAGUGCAUAGGCGAUGCAGAAACAGAUGAUGAGAUGUGUAUAGCAAAGUCUUUGCAGGAGUUUGCCACUGUCCUCAGGAAUCUUGAAGAUGAACGGAUACGGAUGAUUGAGAAUGCCAGCGAGGUGCUCAUCACUCCCUUAGAGAAGUUUCGAAAGGAGCAGAUUGGAGCGGCCAAGGAAGCCAAAAAGAAGUAUGACAAAGAGACAGAGAAAUAUUGUGGCAUUUUAGAAAAACAUUUGAAUUUGUCUUCCAAAAAGAAGGAAUCUCAGCUUCAGGAG